AUGUGGCGUGCGAUCCUCAAGGUUGUCCCGCUACCGCUGCAGGUGGCGUCUCAGUGCCAGCUGACGGUGAUGAAAAUGAUCCUAAAGAUGUGCGUGCGGUUUCCCCUGAGUCUUGUCUACAUCGAUUGGUACUCCAGCCUCAUGAAUGCCCCGAGCAGGAUGUGCCCCGUGAAUUUCACGUUUGUGCUCAUGCUCCUCAUGCCCCUGAUGCCGGAGGUUCUGCUGCUGCUGCCAGGGACGCCCGUGGUGGCGCUGCGCGUGCUCUUUGAACGUUCGUCCUGGGCAUGUGGUUGGGCACCGUCAUGUAGGUUCGUCUCGACGGCGCACGCGCUCGGUGAGUGGGUGGUGCCGAUCGUUCACCACAGUCGCUGCUCGGGUUCCUCCCUGGAGGCUUACACGAAGUGCCUCGAGCCUACCACCUCCUACUGCAUCGCUUUCUGCGGCGGCCGCUAG
Prorocentrum cordatum is the source of this 453-nucleotide messenger RNA. Lineage: Eukaryota; Dinophyceae; Prorocentrales; Prorocentraceae. The record is from the annotation of a GenBank genome assembly.